Molecule: messenger RNA, 1893 nt
Organism: Dovyalis caffra
Lineage: Eukaryota; Viridiplantae; Streptophyta; Magnoliopsida; Malpighiales; Salicaceae
Source: the annotation of a GenBank genome assembly
AUGCGGUUACUUUCCCGCCACUACUUUGCUAAACCAAAAAAAUUCUCUACUCUUUCCAAAUCCACGAAGCUCGACGAAGAAUGCUGCGUUUCUCUUCUUCGAAACUGCAAAUCAAUGAUCCACCUUAAACAAAUCCAGGCCCACAUCUUACGGGUUGGUCUCUAUCGAAACACAGACACUCUGAAGAAGCUCAUGGUCUUUUGUACAGACCCACAUAGCGGAGAUUUGGCUUACGCAGAGAGAGUCUUCAAUUAUAUUCAAAAACCGUGUUUAUUUAUUUAUAAUAUUCUGAUUAAAGCCCUUGCAAAGAAAGGUACCUUUAGAAAAUGUUUGAUGUUGUUCAAUAAAUUGAGGGAGGAUGGUUUGUGGCCUGAUAAUUUUACUUACCCUUUUGUUUUGAAGGCAAUUGGGUGCUUAGGAGAGGUUUUAGAAGGAGAAAAAGUGCACGGGUUCGUGGUGAAAACUGGGCUUGAAUUUGAUGCUUAUGUUUGUAACUCAUUCAUGGAUAUGUAUGCUCAGUUCGGUCAAACGGAUAUUAUGAGGAAGUUGUUUGAUGAAAUGCCUGACAGAGAUGUGGUUUCUUGGAAUGUGUUGAUUUCUGGGUAUGUCAAGUGUAGAAGAUUUGACAAUGCUAUUAAUGUCUUUUGUUGUAUGAGAAAAGAGAGUGAUUUGAGGCCUAAUGAGGCUACGGUGGUGAGCACCAUUUCAGCUUGUGCGGCAUUGAAAUGUUUGGAACUUGGCAAGGAAAUUCAUUGUUAUGUAAGGGAUAGACUUGAAUUCACUUCUAUAAUUGGCAGUGCAUUGUUGGACAUGUACUGUAAGUGUGGUUGUUUGAGUAUAGCCCGAGAAAUAUUUGAUGUGGUGCCUCAUAAAAAUGUUAUUUGUUGGACCAGUAUGGUGUCUGGUUAUGUAAACUAUGGUGAGCUGGAUAAGGCUAGAGAGUUGUUUGAGAGGAGUCCAGUUAGGGAUGUUGUUCUUUGGACAGCGAUGGUUAAUGGGUACGUGCAGUUUAAUCGUUUUGAUGAGGCAGUGGCACUGUUUCAAGAGAUGCAAAUCACAAGGGUUAUGCCAGAUAAAUUCAUAGUAGUCGCUCUUCUCACAGGUUGUGCUCAGAUGGGAUCUUUAGAGCAGGGGACUUGGAUUCAUGGAUACAUAAAUGAUAGCAGAAUUCCUAUAGAUGCAGUUGUCGGCACUUCUCUUAUAGAAAUGUAUUCCAAAUGUGGGAGCAUUGAAAAUGCUUUGGAGAUUUUCAAUGGUUUGAGAGAAAAAGAUACAGCCACAUGGACUUCUAUUAUAUGUGGGCUUGCCAUGAAUGGGAAAUCAAGCAAGGCACUCGAGUUGUUCUCAAAAAUGAAACAAGUUGGGGCCAAACCUGAUGAAGUUACCUUUAUCGGUGUUUUAAGUGCAUGCAGUCAUGGAGGAUUGGUUGAAGAAGGCCGUGAGUUCUUUAAUUGCAUGACGAGUAUUUAUAACAUUGUGCCAAAGUUAGAACACUAUGGGUGUCUGAUUGACUUACUUGGUCGAGCUGGGCGGUUGGAUGAAGCGGAGGAGUUGAUGAAGAAAAUACCAGAUGCAAAAAAUGAAAAAAUAGUUCCACUCUAUGGUUCUUUGCUUAGUGCUUGCAGAAUCUAUAAAAAUGUUCAGAUGGGUGAGCGGAUGGCUGAGCAGCUAGUGAAAAUUGAAUCAAGGGACUCCAGUGUUCACACACUUCUUGCAAAUAUCUAUGCCUCUGCUGGCAGAUGGGUAGAUGUAAAGAGGGUCAGACGGGAAAUGAAAGAACUUGGAGUAAAAAAGGUACCUGGUUGUAGCUCAGUUGAUGCUGACGGAAUAGUCCGUGAGUUUUUUGUUGGGGAUCCAUCUUAUCCAGAAACAAGAGAAAUUCACUCCAUGUAG